Euleptes europaea (tarantolino) is the source of this 809-nucleotide messenger RNA. RefSeq names its product microtubule associated protein 1 light chain 3 alpha (gene MAP1LC3A). Bases 1 to 525 code for a protein of 174 amino acids. The record is from RefSeq and is a predicted model, not a curated record. Gene Ontology annotation, biological process: autophagy of mitochondrion; autophagosome assembly; cellular response to nitrogen starvation. Gene Ontology annotation, molecular function: ubiquitin protein ligase binding. The transcript is spliced from 5 exons. Lineage: Eukaryota; Metazoa; Chordata; Lepidosauria; Squamata; Sphaerodactylidae. Gene Ontology annotation, cellular component: autophagosome; autophagosome membrane; cytosol.
AUGACGUCACAGCCGCUCGGGCAGCGCUCUAGCUCGGCGGGCCGGCCGGCCGACCGACGGACGACGAAGGCGGCGUCUCCGCAGCAGCGCUCGGCUCUCCCUCUCUCCGCGCGGAGCUCCCUCUGCUCGAGCCCCCCCCCACGCACCCCCCCGGCCGAGAUGCCUUCGGACCGGCCUUUCAAACAGCGGCGGAGCUUCUCGGAUCGUUGUAAAGAGGUGCAGCAGAUCCGAGAGCAGCAUCCAAACAAAAUUCCAGUCAUUAUUGAAAGAUACAAGGGAGAGAAGCAGCUGCCUGUGCUGGAUAAGACCAAAUUUCUAGUCCCUGACCACGUCAACAUGAGCGAAUUGGUAAAAAUAAUUCGGCGCCGGCUGCAGCUGAAUCCUACCCAGGCUUUCUUCCUGUUGGUGAACCAGCACAGCAUGGUGAGCGUUUCCACCCCCAUCUCCGAGAUCUACGAGCAAGAGAAGGAUGAAGAUGGCUUCCUCUACAUGGUCUAUGCCUCGCAGGAGACCUUUGGCUACUGAGCCAUGAAGCCACCCGAGGACUGACUCCAAACUGUUGCAUAAAUAAUACCCCCAACUCCCCCCCCCCAACUUUGGCAAACAGUGCCGAGAGAGGCUGGUCGCCCAGGAGCAACUCAGAAGUGACCUGUGCUCCUCUACCCUUUGCUGUGCAACAGACCAAGAUAGUUCGGUGUGUAUGUGAACGUGUGACCCACGAGUCUCUACUUUUCCCUCGCCAUUGCUCCAUCCCUUGUGUGUGGCAUUCAUUUCUCCCUUUCACUUUCCCUACUGCGUGCUCGCUUUCU